Mytilus californianus (California mussel) is the source of this 4259-nucleotide messenger RNA. Its product is annotated as 3-oxoacyl-[acyl-carrier-protein] synthase, mitochondrial-like. NCBI's taxonomy places the organism in Eukaryota, Metazoa, Mollusca, Bivalvia, Mytilida, Mytilidae. Gene Ontology annotation, molecular function: 3-oxoacyl-[acyl-carrier-protein] synthase activity. The coding region runs from base 2999 to 4240 and encodes 413 amino acids. Gene Ontology annotation, biological process: fatty acid biosynthetic process. The record is from RefSeq and is a predicted model, not a curated record. The transcript is spliced from 4 exons.
AUCUAACCAAAUGUGACAACAUUUGCCUAAUUCAUCUGUUUGAAAAUCUAAGCAUGUGCAUGGAAAAAUGUCACAUGGUACAACUUUUUCAUUUUUCAAUCUCCACAUUGAAACAACAACUAUCAGGGAACUCUCCUAUUAUAGGAACUUUCCUAAUUUAGGUAUUACUCACAUACUAUUUUUGUACUUUUCAUUGGUAUUCUAUCAAGUACCUUUUUAGAACUAAAAAUGCACAUAGAAUAGAUUUCAGAUAAUUCAAAAUUAUGGUAGCCCAUGAGCAUGAUGAGAACAUUACAAUAAUAAUGAUAUGAAUCAUACUUUUUACAAAUAUGUUAGUAUUCAAUAUAAUUCAACAGUAAUUCUAAUGGUCUGUAGGAUAUUUUCUGAUACACCAAUAUCUAUAGUUCCUGAUUUUUGCUCCAAGUGACCUAAUUUUGCACAUGUUGCUCUGAUUGACCUCAACAUAUUUGCAAAACAAUCACUUCAAGUUUGUGACAUCAAAUAUAUUUUCUAGUGAGGCUUAAACAUUACUGAAAACAUUUCAAUCCUGUAAAUGGUGUAAAAAUUGAGAUAUGCGAAUUUGUAGGGACUAUGUAUAUUGUACAGACAUUGACAAACUGCAAAAUUCAGAAAUCAUAGAAAGUACAUGUACAAGACCAAAGAGCUACAGUUUCUCAGCUAUCACCCAAUCUUAAUUUACCCAUCCCUAGUAUUGUUCAGGAGUAAAAUAUAUCAAAGAAAUUUUAAUUAAAUGCACUAGCAAAUUUUAUAUCAUCAUAUGAUGAAUUACUACUUUAAAAUAAUCAAUAUAUUUAGAAAUGUGAAUUUUGCCAAAUAUUUUUGCACUAGUGUAACAGGGUCAAGAUUUAAACUUUUAUAAUAAUUAGAAUUAAUUUAAAGUACAUAAUAAAGAUAAUUUUACUAUUAUUUUAACAGACGUAAAAUUGACACUACUACACUAGUACUUGGCCUUUGUCAUGUUUGUCAACUGUUAUUUAGGAUCAUAACUUCCAUAUCUUUACCAAGCAUUCACUCAAAUCAGUACAUGUGAUAGACUUCUGAGCUCAUGAACAAAUACAUUUUUGUAACCCUUGGUUUGUAGAUAUUCAUCAGACUCAGGAGUUAUAGUUUCUCAGCUGACAGCUGACAGGAGAUUAUCUAAAUUUCAUAUUCAAUUGUCAAUAUGAAUAAAGUAAAUGUGAACAAUAGGCCGAUGCAGGGUAAACACCAACCACACACCAACCUAGCACCAUAAGUUUAUCAAAAUAGACAUAAAACAAAAAAGAAAAGUGAAUAUAUAUCAUGUAUAUUAUUGACAGUUGAACAUAUUAUUAUACGACCGCAAAAAUUAAAAAAUUUUUGGUCGUAUAUUGGUAUGACGGCGUCGUCGUCGUCGUUGUCCGAAGACACAUUGGUUUUCGCACUCUAACUUUAGUUUAAGUAAAUGGAGCUCCAUGAAAUUUUACCAUAAGGUUCAAUACCACAAACGGAAGGUUGGGAUUGAUUUUGGGGGUUAUGGUACCAACAGUUAAGGAAUUAGGGGCCAAAAAUAAGCAUUUUUGUAACUUCCAGACAUAGCUUGUGUGUGAGUGUAUGGAUCUCUCUGACAUUGUACCACAAGGUUCCAUAUCACAAAGGGAAUGCUGGGAUUGAUUUUGGGGGUAAUUGCCUCAAAAUUUUAGGAAUUAGGGGCCAAAAAAGGGGCAAAAAACAAGCAUUUUUCUAGUUUCAUGAUAAUAACUUGUGUGUAAGUGUAUGGAUCUUUCUGAAAUUGAACUACAAGGUUCCAUAUCACAAAGGGAAAGCUGGAAUUGAGUUUGGGGGUAAUUGCCCUAAACGUUUAGGAAUAAGGGGCCAAAAAUAGCAUUUUUCUAGUUUCCAGACAAUAACUUGUGUUCAAGUGUAUGGAUCUCUCUGACAUUGUACCACAAGGUUCCAUAUCACAAAGGGAAUGCUGGGAUUGAUUUUGGGGGUGAUUGCCUCAAAAUUUUAGGAAUUAGGGGCCAAAAAAGGAGCAAAAAACAAGCAUUUUUCUAGUUUCAUGAUAAUAACUUGUGUGUAAGUGUAUGGAUCUUUAUGAAAUUGAACUACAAGGUUCCAUAUCACAAAGGGAAAGCUGGAAUUGAGUUUGGGGGUAAUUGCCCAAAACGUUUAGGAAUAAGGGGCCAAAAAUAGCAUUUUUCUAGUGUCCAGACAAUAACUUGUGUAUAAGUGUAUGGAUCUCUCUGAAAUUGUACUGCAAGGUACCACAAAGGGAAGGCUGGGAUUGAUUUUGGGGGUAAUUGCCUCAAAAUUUUAGGAGUAGGGGCCAAAAAGGGGCAAAAAACAAGCAUUUUUCUAGUUUCAGGACAAUAACUUGUGUGUAAGUGUAUGGAUCUUUAUGAAAUUGUACUACAAGGUUCCAUAUCUUAAUAGGAAAGCUGGGUUUGAGUUUGGGGGUAAUUGCCCUAUACGUUUAGGAAUUAGGGGCAAAAAAGGGGCAAAAAACAAGCAUUUUUCUAGUUUCAGGACAAUAACUUGUGUUCAAGUGUAUGGAUCGUUAUGAAAUUGUACCACAAGGUUCCAUAUCUUUAAAGGAAAGCUGGGUUUGAGUUUGGGGGUAAUUGCCCUAAACGUUUAGGAAUUUGGGGCCAAAAAGGGGCCUAAAAACAAGCAGUUUUCUAGUUUCCAGACAAUAACUUGUGUUCAAGUGUAUGGAUCUCUCUGAAAUUGUACUGCAAGGUACCAUACCACAAAGGGAAGGCUGGGAUUGAGUUUAGGGGUGAUGAAUCGUAAGUGGGUUCAAAAAAUUUAGGGGAGGUAUUUUUUUUUCUUUAAAAUUUUCCAUUUUAAAUUGGUUAUUUCUGAUUCAUAUAUAUAAAAGCAAACAAUAAUGAUAUGGGUUGAAUAGGUAAAUUAAAAUUUUUUAAGUUCUUAGACCACAUUCAUUCUGUGUCAGAAACCUAUGCUGUGUCAAAUAUUUAAUCACAAUCCAAAUUCAUUGCUGUAUCAAGCUUGAAUGUUGUGUCCAUACUUGCCCCAACUGUUCAGGGUUCGACCUCUGCGGUCGUAUCAAGCUGAGGCCAGCGGAGCAUUUUAUUUUUCAGAGUAUGAUGGAAUUCCAUGUAGAGUAGCAGGUUUAAUACAAAGGGGAGAUAAGUCAGGCCAAUUGAAUAUUGACAAGGUUAUUGAACCAUCUAAACAGAGGACAAUGUCUGAAGGCAGUAUGUAUGUUCUGGUAGCCGCUGAGGAGGCUUUAAACGAUGCCAAAUGGAAACCAGUCACAGAAGAGGAUAAAAUUAGAACUGGAGUAGCAAUUGGCAUGGGAUUGGUCGGUAUGAAAGAGAUUUACCAGACUAAAGACAUGAUGAACCAGAAAGGCUACAAAGGAGUUAAUCCAUUUUUUUUACCCAAGAUACUUGUCAACAUGGCUGCUGGUAAUGUCAGUGUGAAAUUUGGACUGAAGGGACCAAACCAUGCAGUAUCAACAGCCUGUACCACAGGAUUACAUUCCGUAGGUGAUGCAUGUAGAUUUAUACAGCAUGGAAACGCAGAUGUCAUGAUAGCUGGUGGGACUGAAGAAAGCCCAAAUCCACUAUCUGUUGCAGGAUUCUCUAAGAUGAGAGCAUUAAGUACAAGUUAUAAUGACAAUCCUAAACAGGCAUCCAGGCCAUUUGACAGAAAGCGUGAUGGUUUUAUUAUGUCGGAAGGAGCAGCUGUAUUAGUUUUAGAAGAACUAUCUCAUGCUUUAAAUCGGGGUGCUACAAUAUAUGCAGAAAUUUUAGGUUAUGGGUUAUCAGGGGAUGGCCAUCACAUUACUGCACCUAGCGAGGAUGGCAGUGGGGCUUAUAGAUGUAUGAAAACAGCAUUAAAUGAUGCUCAAGUAGAAAGUAGUCAGAUUGAAUAUGUAAAUGCACAUGCUACCUCAACACCUUUAGGGGAUAUGGCUGAGAGUAAAGCAAUAAUGCAAUGUUUAGGGAGAAACACAAAUUUAAGGGUGUCCUCUACAAAAGGUGCAACGGGACAUUUACUAGGUGCUGCUGGAAGUAUAGAAGCUUUUUUUACUGUGAUGUCUUGUUACUCAGGGAAGAUUCCAGGUACUUUGAAUUUAUAUGAGCCUAAUACAGGAGUAGGUUUAAAUUAUAUUGCUAAUGAUUCAGUGGAUUGGAUAUCAAAGUCUCCUAAACGAAUUGCCUUAACUAACUCAUUUGGAUUUGGAGGAACAAAUGGAUGUCUAUGUAUAUCGUCUUUCAUUCAAUAAAAUAAAAUGGUUGUUGAUA